UCGUAAAUCAAAGUUAGAUAAGAUCUGUAUUGAGAGUGAGGAGCACCAUAUCAGUCUGCAAAGAUUAAAUAUUUGAAAUUUUAUCGCUGCAGCGUUGAUAAAACAAAUAUCAAUUAAACAGCAAAUUCAUUGUCUUUGCAAGAGCAAUGGAAGAACCCGAUUUUCUGUUUUCUUCGUUUCUCGUCGUUUUAAUAAUUAUCUUAAUAUACCUCCUACAACGAAGACCAUGGAAAUACCCUCCAGGUCCGAGGAAAUGGCCAAUAGUAGGAACCUUGCCUUCACUGAAAAAGAAACCUGGAGAUUCGCCUUUUGAUCUGACAGAGAGACUUAGGAAAAAGUACGGCGACGUCGUCGGGAUUUUUAUAGGGCCUCAACCGUCAAUUUUCAUCAAUGGCUACAAAUGCGUCAAGGAAAUUUCAAAUAUGGAGGAAUUCGGAUACCGACCAAACAUCCUCACACCGCGACAUGAAAUGUUCAAAGAAAAGAAAAUUGGAGUGAUUUUCUCUGAGGGCUCGCGGUGGAAGAAUCAAAGACGUUUCACUUUGCGCCACCUGCGAGAUUUUGGCUUCGGCAAGAAAACUAUGGACCAGUUCAUUCAAGAGGAGAUCAACGUCCUCCUCUCUGCAAUCAGGGAGCUAAUUGAAAAACACCCGGAGCAGACCAAGACUGGAGUGGACGUUUUGUCCAUUUUGCCGGCGGUCGCCAUCAACACCCUUUGGUACAUCAUCGCAGGGGUCAAACAUGAUCUGCACGACGAGCGGUUCACGCGUCUCACCCAAAAUGUGCUGCGCUUUUUCAGACUCGGCGACCGCAACUCGCCGGUUGAUUUUUUCAAAUUCUUGCAACACGUGCCCGUCAUCAACAGAGUCUACAAAGAGCAGAAAAAGUUUGCCAACGAGAUAAAUAAUUAUGUUUUGGAGGCGAUCAAAGAGCACAGGCGGACUUUUGAUGAAAAUCACACGAGGGAUUUCAUAGAUAUUUACUUGAAAGAAAUGCAAAACGAUGAAACAGGAUUUUUUGAUGAUGAGCAGUUAGCAACAAUAUGUGUUGACCUUUUUCUCGCUGGAACUGAAACAUCCUCCAGCACCAUAGGGUUUACCCUUCGAUACCUCAUUAAACACCAAGAAGUGCAGGAUAAAGUUCGGAGCGAAAUCCUCGCAGUCGUGGGCAAAAAUAGGCCUCCCACUAUGGCGGAUAUGCCAAACCUUCCAUAUUGUACUGCGGUUCUGACUGAGUCUCUACGGCACUCAGGGGUCACUCCUUUCCCCCCGCCAAGGGCACCAAAAGAAGACACGUGGUUCAACGGCUACUUAAUCCCUAAAAGAGCUAUGGUAAUGAUCAACUUGAGGAGCGUGUUGAUGGACCCGGUUUACUGGGGAGACCCUGAAAACUUCAGACCCGAGAGAUUUAUCGGACCGGACGGCAAAUUCAAGAAAGACGAAAGACUUGUUCUCUUUGGAACUGGCAUGAGGAUGUGUCUUGGGGAGCCUUUUGCGCGCAACACGACCUUUCUAUUUUACACUUCCCUGGUUCAGAAUUUCAAAAUGGAAAUUCCGCCACAUGGUCCUGAGCUUUCGGAACGGACACUGCCAGGAUUCACUACGGCCCCAGCACCGUUUAAAAUUAAGCUCACUUGUCCACGAAACUGGCCCCUGCUAGGAACUUUGCCAGCGAUGGUAGGGAAGCCCGAUGAUACGCCUUUUGAUCAGACGGAUCGUCUUAGCAAAAAAUACGGAAACAUAGUUGGGCUUUUUUUGGGCGUGAAACCUGCCGUGCUGGUGAGCGGCUACGACUGCGUCAAAGAAAUUUGCGCCAAGGACGAAUUCACCUACAGGCCUAACAUGACCGUCGCGCACCACAAAAUGUUCAACCACGAAAGAAGCGGCAUCUUUUUCGCGGAGGGCGAAAAGUGGAAAAGCCAGAGACGAUUUACUCUGCGCCACUUGCGAGACUUUGGCUUUGGAAAGCAAACAAUGGACCACUACAUUCAUGAAGAGGUCAACAUCCUCCUCGCGACCUUUCGCGAUAUGAUAAGCAAACACCCCGAACAAAGGGAAACAGGGCAUGACUUUUUGAAAAUCAUGCCUGCAAUCGCCAUCAACACUCUUUGGUACAUUAUUGCGGGAGAAAGAAAUGAACUGACGGACAAGAGAUUCAUGCGCCUCACAAAUAUGGUCCAGGAGUUCUUCCGGCACGGAGACCAGGCAUCUCCUGUGCCCCUCUACAAACUCCUGCAACACAUUCCUGUCGUUAACAGCAGUUUUAAGCUGCAAGAGGAUUACGGCGACCAAAUUAACCACUUUAUCAAAGAGGCUUUGGAUGAACAUUUGAAAACUUACAACGAAAAUAAUAUGAGAGACUUUAUGGACGUUUAUAUUAGAGAACUCAAGAAGGAUGACAAGACUGGUUACUUUUCUGAACACCAGCUAAUAGCAUUAUGCAAUGACCUCUUCCUGGCGGGUACAGAAACCACUGCUAGCACUACUGCCUUCACUCUUCGUUACCUCAUUAAAAACCCUGACAUUCAAGAUAAAGUUCGCAAGGAGAUUCAUGAGGUGGUUGGAAAAGACAGACUGCCUUCAACAGAAGAUAUUCCGAAUCUUCCCUACUGCGCGGCUGUUUUGGCAGAAACUUUUCGCCACUCUGGAUUGACUCCUGCCACUCCUCCGAGAACAAGCAACAAGGACGCCACUUUUCGAGGGUACAAAAUUCCAAAGGGAACCAUGAUUUUGAUUAACCUAAGAAGUGUCAACAUGGACAAGGUUCAUUUCGAAGAUCCGGAAAUUUUCCGCCCUGAAAGGUUCAUUGGUCCUGACGGAAAGUUCCAAAAAGACGAUAGAACGAUGCCCUUUGGCUCAGGAACACGAUUGUGCCUGGGAGAGCCUUUUGCAAGGAAUACAGCUUUCAUAUUUUACACAUCGAUCGUGCAAAAUUUUAAAGUGGAAAAUCCACCUUAUGGACCGAAACCAUCAGACAUAACUUUGAAAGGCUUCACGACUGCACCUGAACCGUUCAAAAUGACUUUGACACCUUUGAACUAACUUCUCAAUUUGUAUAAUAGUUUAUUUCCCUUUUUAAAAUUAUUUUUAAUAAAAAUUGUUUAACCUUUUUAAAUUCCA
Messenger RNA from Neocloeon triangulifer, 3119 nucleotides. RefSeq lists its product as uncharacterized. Lineage: Eukaryota; Metazoa; Arthropoda; Insecta; Ephemeroptera; Baetidae. Bases 147 to 3041 code for a protein of 964 amino acids. The transcript has 15 exons. The record is from RefSeq and is a predicted model, not a curated record. Gene Ontology annotation, biological process: xenobiotic metabolic process. Gene Ontology annotation, molecular function: oxidoreductase activity, acting on paired donors, with incorporation or reduction of molecular oxygen, reduced flavin or flavoprotein as one donor, and incorporation of one atom of oxygen; heme binding; iron ion binding. Gene Ontology annotation, cellular component: cytoplasm; intracellular membrane-bounded organelle.